Marchantia polymorpha subsp. ruderalis is the source of this 159-nucleotide messenger RNA. Lineage: Eukaryota; Viridiplantae; Streptophyta; Marchantiopsida; Marchantiales; Marchantiaceae. The record is from the annotation of a GenBank genome assembly.
AUGAGAAAAACGCAUCACACUAAUGCGACGCUUCCGCUUGGAUACGGUUUCCCGAUUGGAGACCCAUGGAUCACAUACGAUAUCUCCCCAUGGCGUUUCGCCUUUGAAAGCGUACAUACUUCUCAAUGCCUAGGCAUCUAUCCAAUGCAUUAUUUUUGA